UCUAAACUGGAAAGGAAAAAAAUGAUGUUACAUACCAGACCCAAAACAGUGAAACAAAAUGUGUAAUUAAAUAAGCCCAUACAACCAGACCUUCGCGUGACUUGCAGUCGACAACGGCAGAUAAAUAAUGCCUUCAAGUAAUAGCAACACGAUACGAUUCACGCGAUAUACCGAUUGUCGAGGCAUUAUUGUGAGCACCACCCAAUGUGGAAUAAAUGUGUCAAGGAGAAAAUUUGCAAGGUCGACGACGAGGAUGAACUUCCUCCCACAUGAAAUUUACAUCGAACUUACAAGAAAAUAAGGAACACACUUGCAGAAACGAAGAGAGAAUUAUAAUUUCUCAAGUUCAAUUUGGUCAAACGUAGGGCUUUUUUCCCACUUAUAACACACUGUUUUUGUGGUACUACUUUUCUUCUCUCAAUAUAUAAUUAAAACCAAUAAGCUUUGGAAUCUGUCUUGACCCAGUCAGAGCCUUAUCUAAUUAAUAAAAUAAAAAAACCUAAUCCUAACUGGGUCAGGACUAGCUAGCUACUAUUACCUCGCAGUUUCAUAGAACUGCGCUACCAACCACACAGCCGUGUUUUCUUUUGGCUGCCGCCCCUCUAUAUAUAUACCUGUAAAGUUGGUCGAUCAGGAGAAGAAAAAAAAAAGCCAUCAACCCACCAAAACAGAACAAACAAACAAAGGAGGCAAAAACCAAACCUUUUUUCUUCCCAAAAAAAAAAAAAUCGAAACGCAUCCACCAUCGACAACAGUGACUAAGUCGAAGCGACGACGUACAAUGAGAGCUUCUUCACCGUUUCUUCUUGUGAUGAUGGUUGUCUCCUGCCUGUUGCUUCCUUCCCCGUCCGUCUCCUUCAGCCUGAAGUCGGCCAAAUCCUUCCUUCGUCGUCGCACCAGCGAUUCUCCAUUUCGCGACGACUUCUUGUUUGGAACUGCAGCCUCGUCGUAUCAGUUUGAAGGAGCUUAUUUGAGCGAUGGGAAAGGGAUCAGCAAUUGGGACGUUCACAGCCAUAUCCCAGGCAAGAUCGUCGAUGGAAGCAAUGGAGAUGUUGCCGUCGACUCUUAUCACCUCUAUCAGGAGGACAUUAAGCUAAUGAAAUCCCUUGGAGUCAAUAGCUACCGGUUCUCCAUUUCAUGGGCACGGAUCCUACCUAAAGGGAGAUUCGGAGAAAUAAAUCAAGCUGGAAUCGCAUACUACAACGAGCUCAUCGAUGCUCUCGUGCUUAAAGGAGUCCAACCAUUUGUGACUCUCUGUCAUUUUGAUAUGCCCCAAGAACUGGAAGAGCGAUACGGGAGUUGGCUGAGCCCCGAAAUUCAGGAGGAUUUCGGAUACUACGCUGACGUAUGCUUCAAGUACUUUGGCGACAGAGUGACGUAUUGGUCAACUUUCAACGAACCAAACUUCCAAGUUACAUUCGGUUACCGUGAUGGCACUUUCCCGCCAUCCCGCUGCUCGGGGCACUUCGGUAAUUGCACGGCCGGAGACUCCGAAACGGAGCCGUUUAUAGCCGCCCACAACAUAAUCCUUUCUCACGCCGCUGCCGUCGAUGUCUACCGCACAAAAUACCAAAAGGAACAGAAGGGCAUGAUCGGGAUUGUACUCCACUGCGCCUGGUUCGAACCGUUCAGCGACUCGGAAGCCGACAAGUUGGCCACGGACCGGGCCAACGCCUUCUUCGCGAACUGGUUCUUCGACCCGCUCGUAUUCGGUCGGUACCCAGAGGAGAUGGCCCGGAUUCUCGGUUCGACCCUGCCCGAGUUCUCGAGCAAGGAUAUGGAGAGGUUGAAGCAAGGGCUGGAUUUCUUGGGGAUCAACCAUUACACGAGCUACUACGUCAAGGAUUGCAUGUACUCUGCUUGUGAGCCUGGGCUCGGAACAACAAGGAGUGAAGGUUUCUUCCAGCAAAUCCAGGAGAGGAAUGGAUUCCCAAUGGGGAAACGAGGUGAUUUGGGUUGGCAAUACGUUUACCCACAAGGAAUGGAGAAAAUGGUGACAUACUUCAAAGACAGAUACAACAAUGUACCCAUGAUUAUCUCCGAAAACGGGUAUGGUGAGAUGAACAGCCCAAUGCUCACUACUGGAGACUUUCUCAACGACGUGAGAAGAGUAGAGUAUAUGUCCGGGUAUUUGGAAUCACUCAUGGCUGCAAUCAGGAAAGGUGCGGACGUGAGAGGGUACUACGCGUGGUCGUUGCUCGACAACUUCGAGUGGACCAACGGAUAUACUCAGAGGUUCGGGAUCUGCCACGUGGAUUACGUCACUCUGAAGAGAACCCCGAAGCUAUCUGCGAAAUGGUUCAAAGGAUUCAUCGACAAGUAUGGCAAUGCACCCAAAGCCCUAAUGUGAGCAAACGGGGAUCAACCAAUGUCACACAAUCAGAAGAAAAAAUUAUGUUUAUUUUUUCAUUUAUUGAUAGGGCAUAGGUGAUGUUGACCCCAAUGUUUAAAAUCGGGGUCGCUUAGAAGUUCUUCACUGUACGUUAUCACUAGACCAACCUUGUAAUUAUCACUAGAGGAAGAUGGCAAAAGAUUUAGUGCAUUGAUUGUAAAAUAUGAUAAUGAUAUGGAAUCGAUUGAUUGGUUCAUUGUUGAAAGCAAGCAAGCACAUUGACUGCGACAAACAAUAAUCAACAACAUAGCAGAAAAUACUAUUGUUGGCUCUAAAGUUUGAACUCGGCAUUAGUACGACCAUCAUUAUCACUAAACCUAUUUAGGGUGAAGAUAAAAGAAUACAUUAUCACGGGAGAAAGAAAGACAGGAAAAAUAUGUAAUUCUAUAUGGAUUCAUUGUGAGCCAUGAUAAUGAUAUGAAACUGGCUGAUUGAUAACCGCAAGAAAGAUUCUCUUCAAGAAACUUCAUGACAAGAGUAUAAGCUUUUGUACCUUUUCUUGGUAAGAAUUUCCCGACUUAAGAUUCCUGCGACAAGCAAUUGGUCCCUUUACGAAAAGGUCUAUUCUGCUCUGUCCAUUUCGCUUGGUUGGUGAAUUUGGAUGCAAGCUGCUGUGUUUUUUCCCCCGUCAUCUCCACCAGGGGGAUCCGGCCUCAUAGCUAUAUUCGCCUUCUUCCCAAGAGAUUUGACAAGCCUGGAGACCAAUGGCGGCAGUUGGUUCUUUGCCGUGAAGUGCAAUCCAUUCUUCCACGGCUAUUUGGUAAUCGUCUUCAUCGUUGCUGGUGUAGUGGUGUCUGUGCUUCCCGAAUGGGUUUAGCCCCGGACUGGCUAGCUCAGCAACUGCAGCAGGCAUGUACAUCGAAUCGCCAACCAAGGGGGCGCCACAGGCAGCUAGCUGAGCUCGAAUCUGCACCACAUUAGCAACAAGUAAAGAUGGUAAAUGUAU
Messenger RNA from Linum trigynum, 3338 nucleotides. The record is from the annotation of a GenBank genome assembly. NCBI's taxonomy places the organism in Eukaryota, Viridiplantae, Streptophyta, Magnoliopsida, Malpighiales, Linaceae.